AUCUCUCCUUCGUUCCUCCCUGGCAACGAAAAUGCGUCGACUCAGGCCCAAAGGAGCUCGUGUCGAGGCAAGCCGUGGACGGGUCCCGCUGUGUGUUACCCUUCAAGCACCGAGGUCGGGUCUAUCUCGACUGCGUGCAGCACCUCGACAGCAAAUACGGUCACGAGUCCUGGUGCGCUGUGACGGUGACGAGAGAUCUUGAGGUGCUGCGCUGGAAGCACUGCAAGAGGCACGAGUACUACAACUCGUGCGAAGGACUAAAAAUGCUUUCUAUUACGAACAACAUCAUGACCAAACAACAGCGCCUGUGCGUGUUGCCCUUCACGCACCAAGGCAGAGUCUACUACGGCUGCGCCCCUAAGAACAGCACUGAGAUGCUUGGCGAUAACGGUUGGUGCGCCACUGCAGUGAACGAGAAAGGUGAAGUCAGCGAGACCGGCGACUGCCCCCUCAUGACAGACGCUUCGGAUGAAGACAUAUUGAUAAUGGCGGAAGAAUGUGAAGAAGACACAACAUCAUCGGUCAUGACGUCGGUUGUGCCAGACACGCGGUCUGGUCAGAUGUGGGUGGGUGGCGGGGACAGUUACGGCACGCGCUGCAUUGUUCCCUUCGUGUUCGAGAACUCCACCUACUGGGACUGCACCAGGGCGGGUACCACGGAGGACGAGGACGCCUGGUGCGCCGUGGAGGUUGACGAACUCCGCAACGUCGUCAGGAGGGAGAAGUGCUCGCCGGGCCGUUAUACGAAAGAGAGCUCUGACGUUAAACACGUGGCGUGGGACAAAGACUGGCUGCUGGACAUGCGCGACGCGCUGCUGGGCUUCGGCAACCUGCGCUCCAGCGGCGACGAAGAAGUACAGCGCAUUGACACAGUCUCCGGCAAGGAGUGCGUCUUCCCAUUCAAGCUGCCGUCCACAAAGCAAAGCCACUCAAGCUGCGUGUGUCCAACGGGAAGCUGUGAGGGGACAAACAGGCCUGUGUGUGCCACCGAGGUGGAUGAGCUGGGCUACAUGACUGCAUCCGAGCCUUGCAGGGGCAUCCUAAUCCGCAAGGAGAACUUCUUCGACCAGCUCAUAUCGACGUAAGACAACUUCUGCUCCACCUCUGAACUGCGCGUCUGAGGCUCCAAAAUAAGACUUGAUGCGCUCAGAGAUAGAAACAAGACAUUAUAUAAAUAACGAUGAAAUUAUUGCCCGUGUGCAGGUCAUCCUACCCUAAUUUAGGCCUGCAAAAGGGCAUAUCUGUGCUUUGUACGCUCUUUGCUCUAUUUGGACAACAUUACCCAUUAGUUUUACCCAGUGCCACACAAUAAAAUAAUUGUCUUGUGACAAACUUGGCACAGUUUCUUUAUGUUUCAAUUUCAAAUCUUUCUUCAUAAAUCUUUAUUAACUCAUCUUUCAAUUAUACCUACGGAUACAUUUUCUCGUAUAAUAUUUUGGCGCUUGUGCUGUGGAUGUAUACGAAUUUAUUAAACGUUCAGCUAUACGUUUCGUUUUGCCUGUGUGACAUCUU
Messenger RNA from Hyalella azteca, 1512 nucleotides. RefSeq lists its product as uncharacterized. NCBI's taxonomy places the organism in Eukaryota, Metazoa, Arthropoda, Malacostraca, Amphipoda, Hyalellidae. The record is from RefSeq and is a predicted model, not a curated record.